UCCGGAGCGACUGAAAGGCGGAAGUGGAGGCCGGAGCCUGGUCCACCGCCGGGGGGGAGAGGAGCGGAGUCUGUGCGAGCCCCGGCCCCAAGUAACGCUGCCGCCCCGGAGCCGCGUUGGAGGCCCCCCUCCCCACUAAGUGCCUCUUUGCAUAGUACCAGCCCCGCCCGCAAGCUCACUGGUACCACUUCCGUCCAACGGGCCAUGGCGGGUCGGGGAGGCGCAGCACGACCCAACGGCCCAGCCGCUGGGAACAAGAUCUGUCAGUUUAAGCUGGUUCUGCUGGGGGAGUCUGCGGUGGGCAAGUCCAGCCUUGUCCUCCGCUUUGUCAAGGGACAGUUCCACGAGUACCAGGAGAGCACAAUUGGAGCGGCCUUCCUCACACAGACUGUCUGCUUAGACGAUACAACAGUCAAGUUUGAGAUCUGGGACACAGCUGGACAGGAGCGGUAUCACAGCCUGGCCCCCAUGUACUAUCGGGGGGCUCAGGCGGCCAUCGUGGUUUAUGACAUCACCAACACAGAUACAUUUGCACGGGCCAAGAACUGGGUGAAGGAGUUACAGAGGCAGGCCAGCCCCAACAUCGUCAUUGCACUUGCGGGUAACAAGGCAGACCUGGCCAGCAAGAGAGCUGUGGAGUUUCAGGAAGCACAAGCCUAUGCAGAUGACAACAGUUUGCUGUUCAUGGAGACAUCAGCAAAGACUGCAAUGAACGUGAAUGAAAUUUUCAUGGCAAUAGCUAAGAAGCUUCCCAAGAACGAGCCCCAGAAUACAGCUGGUGCUCCAGGCCGGAACCGAGGUGUGGACCUGCAGGAGAACAACCCAGCCAGCCGGAGCCAGUGCUGCAGCAACUGAGCCCCCUGCCUGCCACUGCCCCCACUCCUCCGCCAGAAUGACCCGACUGGAAUUAACCAACCGCACUUAACGACUCGGGCCACCAUCGGGGGCAGGGGAGGGGUCCACCAUGAUUUCUCCGCAUAACUUUGAUCCUAGGCCGGAGGGAGUUAUUCCACCUGCACCUUUCUGUACAAAUACUAAUUCAAUUUUAAGUCUUAAGUCACUUUUUUAAUAUAUAUGAUCUGCUCUUCCCAUUCCCCCCUUUCUACUGCUCUCCUACUUGUCCUUGGCUGGUAGUCACCACCUGCUCCUGGUCUCCCUCGGCUGUGGGGAUGGGAAGUUGGAGCAGUUACCCUUUUCCUUUUGCUGGAGCACAGACUCGGCAAGACCACCUAUAUCCUUACCUUGGGGAUGGUCUUGGUCCAGGGCAGUGGGCAUGCCCUGGGCUGGGGAAGGGACAGGCAGCUCUUCCCUCACCUGACUGUCAUCAGGCUGCAGCCCCCUCCCCACCUGACUCCCAGUGGGAGAGAAACCGCAGCAUUACCGCAGCAUCAUUGUGACAGCCACACCCAUUUGCCCACGACCUUACCACCCUCGGUCACCCUGACCUCUGGCUCUGAGCCCUGUUCUGACCAAAUCACGAUGAUGAGUAUUUGGGGGUGGGUGGGUAAGGGGGGAGUGGGAGGGAAUGGAACCAACUUUUUCUGUAUUUUGUAUUGUAUGUUUUCUUCAACAUGUAACCAAUCAGUAUCUUGUCAAUAUAGUCAGCCGAUCGAUCGACCUCA
Molecule: messenger RNA, 1622 nt
Organism: Jaculus jaculus (lesser Egyptian jerboa)
Lineage: Eukaryota; Metazoa; Chordata; Mammalia; Rodentia; Dipodidae
Gene: Rab5c
Product: RAB5C, member RAS oncogene family
Exons: 6
Coding region: 205-855 (216 amino acids)
Molecular function (GO): GTPase activity; GTP binding
Source: RefSeq, a predicted model, not a curated record